CUUUUGGCUGCUCCAGUUUCCAUUCCCUCCGCCUCGUCCACCCCGCCCUCUCGCCCUUCCAGUUCCCGGGGGUUGUCGCCCGGCCGGGUUCGGGCAUCCACGCAGCCGAGGGCUCGGGGCCACCAGGGGCGUGAGCAAGUGCUUCGGCGCGCACGAGGGGCGCGGGCGGGGCUGCGAAACAGCCCAGCAGGGCUGACCUGCUGGCGGCAUGGCGCAGGAGGCCAACGCGCCGCCCCUGGAGGCGCAGCGGCAGGCGGACGGCAGCUUCGUCCUGAACCUGGAUGACGGCAGCACCAAGCGCUGGACCAGGAGGCCGGACGGAUCCUGGCGCAAGCCAGAGCACCGCCGCGCUGGCUUCGUGGGGCAGCUGGAGAUGCAGAAGUACGUGCCCCGCGGCGCGCUGCUGGAGCGGCAGGUCCAGGAGAGGGCGCGCCCCGCCGAGGCCCCCGGCGCCGGCGCCCGCGUGCCCGGCCUGCCCCCGGGCGCCGGGGGCCUCCAGGUGCCGGGGUGCGCCGCGCCAGGGCGGACGCCGCAGGCGCAGAAGAACGAGCGCAGGAAGGACGCGCGGCGGGAGCGGGCGGAGGCCAAGGAGGACCAGCGCCGCGCGGAGCUGGCGGCCCCGCCCGCCCGCCCGGGCGAGGAGGCGCUGCCGCAGCAGCCGCAGCGGCCGCAGGCGGCCGGCGCUGCGCGCCUCCUGGGUUCCGCGCUGGGCCGCGCCACACCGCCGUGCGGCGAGGCGUCGGGCGCCGGCGGCGCCGCGGCGGGGCCUCGGCCAGGCGACGCGCCGCCACCGGGGCCGGACGCCGCGGCGGCCGACGCGCAGGACGCCGACAGGGUGCGAAAGGCGCUCGAGAAGAAGCUUCGCCAGGUGGCCAGCCUCGAGGAGCGGCACGCCAGCGGCGAGCGGCUGGACGCGCUCCAGCUGGCGAAGAUGGCCUCGCGGCCAGAGCUGGAGCGGCAGCUGGGCGGGCUGCCAGAGCCGGCGGCAGGGGCGGGCCCUUACCACCCCGCCGACGCCGAGGGCGGCGUGCCGGCGCCGCUGCCCAGCGCGGGCUGAGGCCUCCGGGGCCGUACCUCGGGGGCGCUGGCUCGCCGCGCGCGCGUGGCGCUGCGCUGCGCGCUCGAGCCGCGCGCAUCCUCUGCGCUGCGAAGCGCGGCCACGGCCGGCGCAGAGCGAAAAGCGCCGCGGCUCCUCCUC
Molecule: messenger RNA, 1198 nt
Organism: Prorocentrum cordatum
Lineage: Eukaryota; Dinophyceae; Prorocentrales; Prorocentraceae
Source: the annotation of a GenBank genome assembly